GGGGAGGGCGCGCAAGCGAGCCAACGGGUGUGAUGCGCUCGCUCCCUCUGUCGCUGCCGCUUCAGGAGAGAAGGCGCUUAUUCAGCUGCUGGAUGAGGAACGGAGCGGAGGGAACAAUGAGCAGACACCGGGGAUGAGUGAAUGAAUGAGCGUAUCCCGACCCGGGCUUCUUCCACAGUAGAGAAUCGGAUUUGGACGUUGCUCCGAGCGGCCUCGACAGCAGAAGUCUGUAGAACCCAUUAAAGGCCCGACCGCCUCGGCAGAAAUGGCUCUGGCGGCCAUGUCUGUGCAUCCAUCCCCUCUUCCUUCCCGCCUCCUCCUCUGCCUCCUAUCGGCCUUCCUCCUCCUGUCGUGUCCUGGAUCGGUGCAUGCGGGUUCAUCUGAGAGUAACUGCUCAGCGAGUGGAGACCCCUGUCAGGAAGGUGUGGUGCUGCCGGUGUGGAACCCUCAGAACCCCUCUGUAGGUGACAAAGUGGCACGGGCCAUAGUUUACUUCGUAGCCCUGAUCUAUAUGUUCCUUGGCAUGAGCAUAAUAGCAGACCGAUUCAUGUCUUCUAUAGAGGUCAUCACCUCCCAGGAGAAGGAAAUCACUAUAAAGCGGCCGAAUGGCGAGACCACCACGGCCACGGUCAGGAUCUGGAAUGAGACCGUUUCUAAUCUCACUUUAAUGGCCUUGGGCUCGAGCGCCCCGGAGAUCCUGCUGUCAGUUAUUGAGGUUUGUGGCCACGGUUUUGAGGCGGGCUCUCUUGGUCCCAGCACCAUCGUGGGCAGCGCUGCCUUCAACAUGUUCGUCAUCAUCGCCCUGUGUGUUUACGUGGUUCCCGAUGGAGAGACGCGCAAGAUCAAACACCUUCGGGUGUUCUUCGUCACAGCAGCCUGGAGUAUCUUUGCCUACAUCUGGCUUUAUCUGAUCCUGAGUGUCUUUUCCCCCGGAGAGGUGGAGGUUUGGGAGGCUGUGCUGACUUUCCUCUUCUUCCCGCUGUGCGUGGUCCAGGCCUGGGUGGCCGACCGCCGCCUCCUCUUCUACAAAUACGUACGCAAGCGCUACCGCGCCGACAAACGCCGCAACAUCAUCAUCGAAACCGAGGGAGGGGCGGACGCAGGAAUGGCCGUCGCUGGAGGAGGAGGACUGGGCCCGGGGGGGUUCACCAAGAUGGACAUGCUGGAGCUGGAUGGACAAGUGGCGUUGAACAGUCACAGCGGGAUGGACGGAGGGAUUUUCGAGGAGGGCGGAGCGAAAGACGAGGAGGACGAAGCCAGAAGGGACAUGGCGAGGACGCUGAAGGACCUCAAGCAAAGGCACCCAGACAAAGACAUGGAGCAGCUGAUUGAGAUGGCAAAUUAUCAGGUCCUGAUGCAGCAGCAGAAGAGCAGAGCGUUCUACCGUAUCCAGGCAACCAGGAUGAUGAUCGGAGCCGGCAACAUCCUCAAGAAGCAUGCUGCCGACCAGGCUCGCAAAGUGGUCAGCAGCAAUGAGACCCAGGCCCCGGAGGACGACCCUCACACCAUCCGGAUGGAGUUUGAACCCGCUUUGUACCAGUGCUUUGAAAACUGUGGCUCCCUGAAACUGACCGUGGCCAGACGCGGAGGAGACCCCGGAGUCACUGUCAAGGUGGAUUAUCGCACAGAGGACGGUACGGCAAACGCAGGUUCGGAUUAUGAGUUUGCGGAGGGAACACUGCUGUUUAAACCAGGAAGAGACCCUCAAAGAGAUCACAGUGGAGUGAUUGACGACGACAUCUUCGAGGAGGAUGAGUACUUCUACGUCCAUCUCAGUAACCCUCGAGUGGUCGGUUAUCCCGAGAUGGGCGCCGCCCCGCUGGAUGCCAGUGCCACCCCCAAAGCCGUGAUGGGCGACAACCACACAGCAACAGUGACCAUCUACGAUGACGACCACGCAGGCAUCUUCACCUUUGAGAACGCCAGUCAGAAGGUGAACGAGAGCGUGGGGGUGAUGGAGUUGAAAGUGCUCAGGACCUCGGGGGCCCGGGGCCUGGUGGCCGUACCUUACCACACCGUGGACGGCACCGCCAGAGCCGGGGAGGACUACGAGCUGUCCGCUGGCAAGCUGGAGUUCCAGAACGACGAGACCAUGAAGAUCAUCAAGGUGAAGAUAAUUGACGAUGAGGAGUAUGAGAAGAACAAGACCUUCACCAUCGAGCUGGGAGAGCCUGUGCUGUUGGAGAUAGGACAGAAACAUGGGGACUCCAAUGAGAACAAGCCGUUGGUGGGAGCAGAGGAGGAGGAGGUGGCCAAGAUGGGCUGUCCAAGCUUGGGCGAACACACCCAAGUCGAAGUGAUCAUAGAGGAGUCCUACGAGUUCAAGAGUACAGUAGAUAAGCUGAUCAAGAAGACCAACCUGGCCUUGGUGGUGGGAAGCAGCAGCUGGAGGGAACAGUUUGUCAAUGCUGUAACUGUCAGUGCAGGAGAUGACGACGAGGAGGAGAGCGGCGAGGAGCGGCUGCCGUCCUGCUUCGACUACAUCAUGCACUUCCUCACCGUCUUCUGGAAGGUCCUGUUCGCCUUUGUCCCGCCCACGGAGUACUGGAACGGCUGGGCCUGCUUCAUAGUCUCCAUAUCGCUGAUCGGCGUGCUGACGGCGGUCACCGGCGACCUGGCGUCGCACUUCGGCUGCACGAUAGGACUGAAGGACUCGGUGACGGCCGUGGUGUUUGUGGCGCUGGGAACAUCAGUGCCAGACACAUUCGCCAGCAAGGUUGCCGCCAUCCAGGACCAGUACGCCGACGCCUCCAUCGGCAACGUCACCGGCUCCAACGCCGUCAACGUCUUCCUCGGCAUAGGCGUGGCGUGGACCAUGGCGGCCGUCUUCUGGCGCUCCAAGGGCGAGGUGUUCAAGGUGGACCCGGGAAACCUGGCCUUCUCCGUCACCCUCUUCACCAUCAUGGCGGUGUUGUGCGUGUGCACGCUGCUGUACCGGCGGCGGGCGUCAGUGGCCGGCGGCGAGCUGGGCGGACCGCGGACAUGCAAGAUGAUAACGUCGCUGCUGUUUGUCUCCAUGUGGCUGAUUUACAUCCUGCUGGCGUCGCUGGAUGCGUACUGCCAUAUACCGGGGUUAUAGGUGGAGAGGGGAGUGGGAGAGAACUGCUGCCAAUAGGAAGAAAGAGAGAGAGAGAGAGAGAGUGAGUGGUGGAGGAGUCUGUAGAUAGGUACGAAGGUAGAUGAGUCGUAGGGGCGGAUCGAUGUGGGCAAAGUUUGAAAACGUUUUCAGUGUAGAGUUUAUUCUUUGUAUUUAUUCAUUUGCUGAAAAGAUCGAGAUCAUCGCAAAACACUAAGAGUCUCAAACCAUAUCCAAACAUGAGUCGCAUUAGCAGCUCUUGAAAGAAAACCCGUCAUCUAUCCACUGAUGAAAAACCUCUAGAAUAAUAAACCCAAUAAAUUUACAUUUUUUAACAGAGAGAAUUAAUGAGAAAAUUGCAAUGCAGGUUUUAAAGAGCGUUUUUAUGUUGUCACCUCAAUCAUCCGUGAUGAUUGGUGGACAGCGCUGUUUAAUAUAAAUAAAAGGCUGAUAUUGUCCCAGUGUAGUGCCAAACCAGCAGGAGAGCAGAGGAGACGGACACCAAGGAGAGCCGUUGGCCGGCUUCUGAAGAAGAAGAAGGGUGAAAGAUAAAAGCCAAAAGUGAGAGAGCAGGCUCGAGGCAACUAAACCAGAGAAAAGUCUGGAUGAAGUCCACGAAGAGAUCAGAGAAAUACGAAAAUAAGAACAGAUGGGCAAAGCAUUCUAAAUCUCGCUCUCUCUCGGUUUUUCCGUCUCCACUUUCCCGGCCUCGCGAGUUUGGUGGAUCCUCCCAUGUACCCACUGAACUCUAUCUCAUACUACCAGUGAGUUAUUACUUUUAAGCCCCGUACCCCCAACUGUACACCUAAACACACACACACACGCACACACACUUUGGGGCCCUCAGGUGAAUCUCCUGUGGAAGACCAUUCACUAACUUGUGGGUGAAAAGGCAAGAUAAAAACAGACUAUUGGUGUUUUUUCCUUCUCUUCUUGAAUUCACUGUGCAAAAUAGUUGUUCCACCCAACAGCACAAACACACACACACACACACACACACACACACACUGUAUUCUGCAUUUCCUACAAACACUACUCCAUCCCUCCCUCUUGCCUUACUCUUAUCUCCCCUGUAGGAAUUGUCUUAAAGUUGUGAUAAUGAAAUGCUGUAGUCACUACCAACCAACCUUCUUUUUAAUUAAGCCAAUCCCAAGCCCCGCUCCUUUAAUGCCAAUGAAAAGCCUAAUUUCUCCUACAAAGACCUCCCCCCCUCCCCCCCCUUUUUUUCCCCCCCCAAACUUUGAUGGCGUCACGUGUUGAUGUUGUUAACAGUGCAAUUGUAAAAAAUACAAAAGACAUGACUGUAGAUUGGAGGGCUGGAGAUAAAUAACCUUCAAGGUGUUUGUAAGAUAGAAUGUAACAUGGAGGAUCAAGAUGUUGGAUCAGCACCCGGGAUGAAACUUCAAAAGUGUGACGAAGAAGCGAAAUGACUGUGUGAUAAGCAGCGAGUCAUAAGUCGCCCCCCCCCCCUAGUAAUAGUUGUCUUUUGUGCAAUGAAGGAACGCCGUGCACUACACUCUGUGAUGUACACUGUUUUACACUCGAUUGCAUUAAGUGGCGGGGAAACAGACGUUCACAGCUGAAACUGGAACCUGAUACUAAACGAUGUAACGCCAAGAGACAUCAAUGAACGGGACAAAAAUGGGACCAUUCAGAAAGAAGGAUUACGCCAGUUGUGACCUCGACAACCACAAAGAAGACGAUGGCGACUGCGGUGUUGAUGAAAAAUGAGAACUAUGACCGUAUACAGUGUUUCUAAUUGUUCAUGGUAAUAUAAAGAAACUUUUAUUGAUGUGUGUGAGAAAAACAUUGACAUUUAAUUUAUGUGAAGUCCCCCCCCCCCCCUUUUUGUAAGUGGAUGAAAAGAUAAUCCUUUUACCUCUGCAAAACCAUGCAAGAAUACAUUUAAAUAAAAUCCUUCACAAGGGAAAAGGCUGUAAGAUGGUGCACAUGAAAGCAGGGUUUCAGAGACAGAGAGAAGAAUCGAAUGCUUUGAGGGAAAUGUAUGGCAGCUUUGAAACGUCGCAGGACUGUUCUGCAGCAGCUGUAAUGUUGGGACGGUGCUUUGUACUCAAGAAAAAAAAAAAAAUCCUCUGCUAUCCAAAGAUCUGUCAGAAGAACACUGUCACAGACCACCAUUCAUUUUCAUGGUGCAGUUCGACCUUGCAGGCGCUGUACGAGUCCCGCCAGCUGCUCGAUGUAAAAGUACAACUUCAAAAUCUAAAUUUAUCAAGGUGUUUACACUGCGGAUAAAUGUGCUUAAGCAAGUGGUAAUUUCAAUGGAUAUGAGCCUGUGUCAUAAGCUGUGCAAAUGUGUUGUGUUUUUGUGAAAAGGUUUGUUGAUUCAGCCAUUGGGUGUGUGAAUGUGAAAGUAAGAUACCGGGAAUAGCUUCACAAGAAUAUUACGCCGCAGAUUAUAUGAAAUCUACCAUGCUGUUAUCUUUUGUAUAAACUCCACAUUCGCAUUAUGUGGAAAACGCAACACUGGGGCCGGAAUGGAUGUGGACAGGAAGGAUGGCGUAUGGUUAGUCGGUGCAGAUCAUUAUAUUAGACGUAUUUCUUUUAUUAACAACAUCGCGGAAGGCAAAAACUCGUAGGAACUCCAAGGAAAAUCCAGAGGAAAAACAAUAAUUUAGCUAUAUGUUAUAUUCUAGUUGACUAAAGGGAAAAUGGGGCUGAAAACAACAAUUUACCUGCCUUGUUUCUCUACCCACCGCUUUCAGCUCAAUGUAAAUGCAGGCUU
Messenger RNA from Pungitius pungitius (ninespine stickleback), 5819 nucleotides. RefSeq names its product solute carrier family 8 member 4b (gene slc8a4b). Gene Ontology annotation, cellular component: axon; postsynapse; sarcolemma. Gene Ontology annotation, biological process: sodium ion transmembrane transport; cell communication; calcium ion import across plasma membrane. The coding region runs from base 266 to 3079 and encodes 937 amino acids. The transcript has 16 exons. Gene Ontology annotation, molecular function: calcium:sodium antiporter activity. NCBI's taxonomy places the organism in Eukaryota, Metazoa, Chordata, Actinopteri, Perciformes, Gasterosteidae. The record is from RefSeq and is a predicted model, not a curated record.